CACGCCUUCAAUCACAUUUUCAAGCUUCUCCCUGAACUAGCUCACCCUCGACAUGGCGGCCGAACAGAGAAAGCUGCUCGAGCAGCUUAUGGGAGCCGACCAGCUCGUAGGAACUGGCGCACCCUCCCGUAAUGCCCAACUCUCCAUCACAGACUCGAAGGUCUGCCGCUCGUACCUUGUUGGCACCUGUCCGCACGACCUCUUCACCAAUACAAAGCAGGAUCUUGGACCUUGCCCGAAAGUGCACAGCGAAGGGUUAAAGACCGAGUACGAGACCGCAUCCGCGGCUGAGAAGGCAAAAUGGGGAUUCGACUACGACUAUAUGCGCGAUAUGCAAAAGUACAUCGAUGACUGUGACCGACGGAUCGAGUCUGCGCAGCGCCGACUGGAGAAGACUCCCGAUGAGAUUCGGCAGACGAAUAACCUGCUCAAACAAAUCUCCGACCUAGCAAAAACCAUCAACACAGGCCUUCUCGAAAUAUCUGUACUUGGCGAAACGGGCUCUGUCGCGCAAGCUCUGAACGAACUACACAAGACCCGCACAGCAAAGCAUCAAAAGGAAGCAUGCGAACGGGAAUUGAAAAACCUUCAAGACACAUCUGGGCCCUCAGGUCACCAGAAGCUACAAGUCUGCGACGUCUGCGGCGCGUACCUUAGUCGACUCGACAACGACCGCCGUUUGGCGGAUCAUUUCUUCGGCAAAAUGCACAUGGGAUACUCUGAUAUGCGCAAAGGCUACAAGAAGCUGAGUGAAGAGCUCAAGGGACGUCCUCCACCUGUUCGGCACCACGAUGAGGAAGAGGGUGGCGGAUGGGGUGGUCCGCGCGGUGGUGGAAGAGGCCCUCGAUAUGGCGGCGGGGGAGGAUAUAAGAAGCGGGGUGGCCGGUGGUGAUCAUUCCGAGAGUGCUGGUUUUCUUUGAUGUUGUUGGUUUCGCCUUCGCUUUUAUACUGGGUGUGAAUAUGCAUAGCGCUGGCGUUUUAUUUCUGCUCUGCCUAGGAUAUUAGGGACGAAAAUUGUGGUAAUAUAACCUACCUGAUUCUACAAUCUACAUCGAAUUAUGGAUAGUGAAC
Molecule: messenger RNA, 1071 nt
Organism: Aspergillus versicolor CBS 583.65
Lineage: Eukaryota; Fungi; Ascomycota; Eurotiomycetes; Eurotiales; Aspergillaceae
Product: LUC7 domain-containing protein
Exons: 3
Coding region: 53-892 (279 amino acids)
Biological process (GO): mRNA splice site recognition
Cellular component (GO): U1 snRNP; U2-type prespliceosome
Molecular function (GO): mRNA binding
Source: RefSeq, a predicted model, not a curated record